AUGCUUCGGUAUCUAUUCCGUAGCCCGCGGAGCGUUCGCGUGCCACUCCAGAAUGGGCCAGUCGAUCUUCAGAGGGUCGCAAUAACCAGGAGAUCUAGAUCAACCCCUAUCCUUUACCGAUUUUUCACGACGAUUGCACUUACCUACUGUGCUGCGAAGACAAUCAAUCACUACUUCCCGAACAGUGCGCACGGAUCUAGGCCCCAUGUUGAGUCUGUCAAGAAGACGCACGAAUCUGAAGAUCACGAGAGAUUAUGGCAAGAAUACUUGGAGAAGGCCAAAGCGAGUGGCGUAACGACUUCUCCCGAAGCCAUCCAUUUGAUGCUGCCGAUCUGGAUUCGGCGAGCAAAGCCCCAACCAUGGGAACCCGAUGAUCCAACCUGGAAGUCGUUCCAAGCUCUCCAGGAAGAUACGAAACGCCUGCGUGAAAUCACAAGGGCGAUCCAAGAAUCACUGAAACAAGAGGUCGUCAAAAAGUAUGGUCGUGUCAUGGUAGAGCUCGGAGGAAAUUUCGCCUUCCACGCCGGAUGGAGACUGGCUCCGCCUCUGUAUGCUCCGACAGCGUACGAAGUCCCAUGCAUCUUCUUAGAGCCCGACAAGAUCAGCUAUGGCUGGAGGCAGCUACCGAAUAGUAUGGGGGGAAAGAUGGACCGCGUCUUCCAUCCAAUUGUGCUGGCCAAGGCCUUUAUCCAUGGUUUUGGGGAAUUUGCCUGGGCUUCAUAUUUGAUCACCCGGGCCCGUCUCGUGGAUCGACUCAAUUCCCUCAGCGCGAGCCUUAAAGACUCGACCACGCAGCAGCAAACCCUCAGCGAAGACGAGAAGGCCCACAAACGGUUGAGUUUUGGGAAAGUAUCUGAAGAAGAAAAGACAGUCUGGUUACCUUUUCUUCGUGGUGAUUACGGUGAGCACGACUCAAGACGGGCUUACCGCGAUCUGGUCAAGUCCAUGACGUACCAGGGUGCAAUCGAGUCAGGGUGUGCAGUGUUCCGAGCAUAUUGGAUACAUGGGCAAGAAAAGGUUAUGCAAUCGUACACUCGAGACAGCCUACUUAUGGUCGGAGAGAUAGCAUUCGUGGGGGAUAGGGGGACGCUUUUUGUGCACGCCGUGGCGGUAUACUCUCCUGAGACCGAUUCUCUCAUCGGUCCACCCCUCCUCAAACAUGCGUAUGUUGUCCCAGACCGAGCGAAGUGGGUGGAAGACAAAACGGCCAAGGCCGAGGGCAAGGGUCUGCCGCAGGCUGAAAGACAAGAAGAGACGAAGUUGAUUGCUCAAGACACUCUGAAACCUUCGACAGAACCUGAUGAAGCACGGACGGCGGGAAAGCCUCCUUCGGCCGAAGAAAAUGAAGAGAAGGAUAGCGAGAAAUGA
This is a messenger RNA of Fonsecaea nubica, 1368 nucleotides long. RefSeq lists its product as hypothetical. NCBI's taxonomy places the organism in Eukaryota, Fungi, Ascomycota, Eurotiomycetes, Chaetothyriales, Herpotrichiellaceae. The coding region runs from base 1 to 1368 and encodes 455 amino acids. The record is from RefSeq and is a predicted model, not a curated record. The transcript has 2 exons.